AUGGCAGCACCAGCCGAAACCGCCAGCGGCGCCGCCGCGGCCCCAAGCGCCGAAGACCUCAAGGUAUACGAGCUGACGCAAAAGUACACCGCCGAAGCCGCCAAACGCUUCCGGCCCGAAGGGCUCGACCAGUUCGUCCGGCUGCGCGAAUCGGGCAGCGCCCGGUUCCGCGCGCUGGCCGAGGACCCGUGGGUGGACCACGCGGCGCUCAACGCCAAACCGCUCGUCCAGGACGGCGCCCGGCACAAGUUCAUCAUCCUGGGCGCCGGGUACGGCGGGCUGAUCUACGCGGUGCGGCUGAUCGAGGCCGGACUCGCCAGCGGGCCCGACGACAUCCGCUUCGUGGACGCCGCCGGCGGCUUCGGCGGCACCUGGUGGUGGAACCGCUACCCGGGCCUGCACUGCGACAUCGAGAGCUACAGCUACAUGCCGCUGCUCGAGGAGACGGGGUAUAUCCCCAGCAAGAAGUACGCCACGGGCGCGGAGUUGUUGGAGUAUGCGGAGCUGCUGGCCAAGAAGUGGGGGCUGAAUGAUAAGGCGCUGUUCCGGGCGACGGUGAAGGCGACGCGGUGGGAUGAGGAGGCCCAGCUGUGGAAUGUGGAGGCCACUGAAGGAAGGGGGCCGGGCGAGCCGAGCAGGGACCUGACGCUGAAGGGCCAGUAUGUGCUGCUGGUGUCGGGCAUUCUCACGACGCCGCAUGUUCCCAAGAUCCCCGAGCUGGAGAACUUUGCGGGGCCUAUCUUUCAUACGGCCCGCUGGGACUACAGGGUCUCGGGCGGGACCCCGAAGGACGCGACGUUGACGGGUCUUGAGGGCAAGCGCGUGGGUAUUCUUGGUACCGGCGCCACCGCGAUCCAGGCGGUUCCCAGGUUGGCCAAGUAUGCGAAAGAGUUGUAUGUGUUCCAGCGCACGCCGUCGGUUGUUUCGUGGCGCGGCCAGCGUGAAACUGACCCUGAGGAGUGGAAGACAAAGAUUGCAAGGGGAAAGGGUUGGCAACGGGAGCGGAGGUUGAAUCAAGAUUUGUACCUGAUGGAUAGUGCUGAAGAGGGCCAGGAGAACAUGGUGGGAGACGGGUGGACCGAGUUCCGCAGUUUCUCUGCCGUCGUCGGCUCUUCGAAGUAUCCCAUCGUUGAGCCCACGCCAGAGAAGAUUAUGGAGCAUGUUGGGCGUUUGUACAAGCUCGACGCGCCCCAAUCGGAGAAGAUGAGGGCGCGCGUGGAGAGCAUCGUCAACGAUCCCGAGACGGCCGCCAAGCUCAAGGCAUGGUACCCAAUCUGGUGCAAGCGGCCGACCUUCAGCGACGAAUACCUCCAAACUUUCAACCAGCCAAACGUGCAUCUUGUCGACACUGACGGCAAGGGCGUCGACGCCGCGACCACCAGUGGAUUGGUGGUUGCUGGGAAGGAGUAUCCUCUUGACAUCCUCAUCCUGAGCACGGGUUACGUAACCCCGAGCAUUGGCGGCGGCAGCCCGGCUGUGCGGACCGGCAUCGACAUCUACGGCCGUGGCGGCAGAUCUCUGGACGAGAAGUGGAACACCCAAGGGGCUUCCACGCUUCACGGCGUAGCCACGCACGGGUUCCCCAACCUCUUCUUCGCGCCCCUUUCCCAGUCCAGCCAGUCGUCCAACAACGCCUUCACUCUCGACAUCGGUGGCGAACACAUUGUCCACAUCAUCGAAAAGGCCGAGGCUAAGGUCGGUGGAAAUGCCAUUGCCGAGGUGACGAGCGAGGCCGAGGAGGCGUGGGCCCUCGAGAUCAUGAAGCGUGCGGGCUGGUUCGCGACCGUCAUGGGCUGCACCCCCGGUUACAUCACGUCUGAGGGCGAGGCUCUGCGGCAAUCUAGCGAUCCGAUGGAAAUGGCCAAGAAGGCUAGAGGUGGCAACUGGAGCCAGGGUAUCCAUACUUUCUUGGCCUUGUUGGAGGAGUAUCGUGCCGAUGGCCAAAUCAAGGGAAUCGAUGUUGUGUCGAGGACUGCUUAA
This is a messenger RNA of Chaetomium globosum CBS 148.51, 1980 nucleotides long. RefSeq lists its product as uncharacterized. The transcript has 3 exons. Lineage: Eukaryota; Fungi; Ascomycota; Sordariomycetes; Sordariales; Chaetomiaceae. The record is from RefSeq and is a predicted model, not a curated record. Bases 1 to 1980 code for a protein of 659 amino acids.